GCUAUGUGAUUAUGUCAAUACAGGUUAGAGUUGCAGACAACAGGUGUGCACAGUUUAUACAGACCAGCGUGCUCUCGCUCUCUGCCAAGAUUCCCAGAUUUCCAAAAAUCCCCCGAGCCUUUGGGAAUUAGCAUCAGAGAAUAAGGGUUACCGAUGGCCAAUUUUGGAGGACAUGCCAUUCCUGGCUCUUUUUUCUUGUUCUAUGGCUUUUGGCUAACAGUGAAACACAUUCUCCAACACUACUGGAGGACAAGUCAGCCUAAAGCAAGACAGAUUAUGCCACCUUUCUUUAAAAGAAUGGACUACGUUGAGGGAGGAUUUCAAAUCUUCGCUUCAUUUGUUGGUAUUAUGGUUGAACAGUUUGUGGUGGACGGGCCACAUGCCCACCUCUACGACAGAGAGAACAAUUCAUGGGUUAAGCUGAUGAACUGGCAGCACAGCACAAUGUAUCUUUUCUUUGGGAUCUCUGGAAUAGCAUUGGUUGCCAGUACUACAUCCAAACUGGUGCCAGCUGGUGUUGACCGCCUUGCUCUCUCCUUGGCACUUUUUGUUGAAGGGUUUCUGUUCUAUUACCAUCUACACAAUCGGCCCCUUCUGGAUGCUCACAUCCACUCCCUGCUGCUAGUGGCUGUGUUUAGUGGAUCGGCCAGCACCAUGUUGGAGGUGUUCAUAAGAGACAACAUUAUUUUGGAGCUGCUCAGGGCAUGCCUGUUCAUCCUGCAGGGCUCAUGGUUCUACCAGAUUGGAUUUGUUCUUUACCCAUUGAGUGGACCAGAAUGGGACUUGAAACUGCACGACAACAUCAUGUUCAUCACAACGUGCUUCUGCUGGCAUUUAGCUGUGGCCCUGCUUUUAGUCGCCUGCACCUCCUCUGUGGUUUGGUUCACAGUGAAACGAUUCUCAGGAAAGGGACGGGACAUAGAGAUUGGAAUGCGAAAUACAUUCUCCAAAACAAGCUCCCAGAAAGCUUUGCUUGAAGCGUCAGAUGAAGAGUGAUUGGUUAUAGUUAUUUGAAAUUUUACUUAAAUUUGAUUUCAUUUUCCAUGUUGAUCGUCUGCUGUUUGGUACAAUGUACUUUUGAUUUUUUUGUAAAUAAAUAAAACACAAAUCUCUUUAAAUAUGA
Siniperca chuatsi (mandarin fish) is the source of this 1123-nucleotide messenger RNA. RefSeq names its product transmembrane protein 45B (gene tmem45b). The coding region runs from base 154 to 996 and encodes 280 amino acids. The transcript is spliced from 6 exons. The record is from RefSeq and is a predicted model, not a curated record. Lineage: Eukaryota; Metazoa; Chordata; Actinopteri; Centrarchiformes; Sinipercidae.